CUACAACGCCUGCUGCCGUAAAGUGAGGCGCAGGCAGCGCGACAUCCGGAAAGGUCCUCUCCCCGGCUAACUGUCCGGCCCUCAGGGAAGAUGGCGGCGGGGGAGGCGAAGUCGGUGCUCUUCGUGUGCUUGGGAAACAUUUGUCGCUCUCCAAUAGCUGAAGCAGUUUUUAGAAAACUUGUAACUGAUGAAAAACUUGACAAUAAGUGGAGGAUAGACAGUGCAGCGACAUCUGCCUAUGAAAUAGGAAGCUCUCCUGACUAUCGAGGACAGAAUUGCAUGAAGAAGCAUGGCAUUGCUAUGAAUCAUAUUGCCAGGCAGAUUACUAAAGAAGAUUUCCAGACCUUUGAUUACAUACUUUGCAUGGAUGAGAGCAAUCUGAGAGAUCUGAAACGGAAAAGCAACCAAGUUAACAACUGUAAGGCCAAAAUUGAACUACUUGGAAGUUAUGAUCCACAGAAACAACUUAUCAUUGAAGAUCCAUACUAUGGCAGUGAAAAGGACUUUGAAACUGUUUACGAGCAGUGCGUAAGAUGCUGUAAAGCAUUUUUGGAGAAGCCUCAUUAAUGCUUUGCCAUUUCAUUUCUAAAGAAAAUAAUUAGCUUCUCCAGAAAUAUGUAAGAUGUAUUUAAUUGAUGUGUUAAAAUUGUAAAAUUAUGCCACAGUAGGUUCAAAGCUUUUUCAGUUUAAUUUUAUGUUUUAAGUCUUCUGUCAUCUAAUUUAAAAGCACAAGAAAGUUUUAACUGGAUUAGAUUACGAACUGUUUUGUCACACAUCAGUGUAAUAAUAAAAGUCUAUGAUUGAGAAUAAAAUUAUCUGUAACCUGUUCCAGUGCUUUUUGACAAGCACUGUAAAAGUA
Molecule: messenger RNA, 859 nt
Organism: Dryobates pubescens (Downy woodpecker)
Lineage: Eukaryota; Metazoa; Chordata; Aves; Piciformes; Picidae
Gene: ACP1
Product: acid phosphatase 1
Exons: 6
Coding region: 91-567 (158 amino acids)
Biological process (GO): protein dephosphorylation
Cellular component (GO): cytoplasm
Molecular function (GO): acid phosphatase activity; non-membrane spanning protein tyrosine phosphatase activity
Source: RefSeq, a predicted model, not a curated record